Messenger RNA from Manis javanica (Malayan pangolin), 8454 nucleotides. The record is from RefSeq and is a predicted model, not a curated record. Lineage: Eukaryota; Metazoa; Chordata; Mammalia; Pholidota; Manidae.
GCGGGACCCCGCCUCCCGCGCUCCUUCGGCCGCCCGCGGCCGGCGCGCCCUGAAGCUCAUCGGCUCCCGCCGAGGUCGCUGCGCCAUGGCUCUGGGGCCCUCCCUGACCCCCCACGAGGGCGCCCUGUCUGCGGCGUGACGGGCGGCCCAGCCUGGGGGCACCGGGAGGCCCGACCAGCCCCCGCCUCCCUGACCGCCCCCUUUGUUCCGGAGGCCGCCAGGGUCCUCGGUCCUACGUGAAACAGCUUGAUGCCCGCAUCGGGAGCACUGGGUGCCCAAAACGGUCGCCAUGGGCCAGUGCUACUACAACGAGACUAUCCGCUUCUUCUACAACAACAGUGGCAAGGAGCUCACUUCUCACUGGCGGCCCAAGGAUGUGGUUGUGGUGGCGCUGGGGCUGACGGUCAGCGUGCUGGUGCUGCUGACCAACUUGCUGAUCAUUAUGGCCAUUGCCUCCAACCGCCGCUUCCACCAGCCCAUUUACUACUUGCUGGCCAACCUGGCUGCAGCCGACUUCUUCGCUGGUGUGGCCUACCUCUUCCUUAUGUUCCACACCGGCCCGCGCACAGCCCGGCUCUCAGUCAAGACCUGGUUCCUGCGUCAGGGCCUCCUAGACACGAGCCUGACAGCGUCGGUGGCCACGCUGUUGGCCAUCGCUGUGGAGCGGCACCGCAGCGUGAUGACCGUGCAGCUGCAUAGCCGCCUGCCCCGUGGUCGUGUCAUCAUACUCAUUGUGGGCGUGUGGGUGCCUGCGCUGGCCCUGGGGCUGCUGCCUUCCCACGUCUGGAACUGCCUCUGUGCCCUGGACCGCUGCUCACGCAUGGCCCCCCUGCUCAGCCGCUCCUACCUAACUGCCUGGGCUCUGUCCAGCCUGCUUGUCUUCCUGCUCAUGGUGGCCGUCUACACCCACAUUUUCUUCUAUGUGCGGCAGCGUGUGCAGGGCAUGGCGGAGUAUGUCACCAGCUACCCCCGAUACCGCGACACCACACUCAACCUGGUCAAGACAGUUGUCAUCAUCCUGGGGGCGUUCGUGGUCUGCUGGACCCCAGGCCAGGUGGUGCUGCUUCUAGAUGGUCUGGGCUGCAAGUCCUGCAACGUCCUGGCCGUGGAGAAAUACUUCCUGCUCUUGGCCGAGGCCAACUCACUGGUCAAUGCAGUGGUGUACUCGUGCCGGGAUGCUGAGAUGCGUCGCACCUUCCGCCGCCUCCUGUGCUGUCUAUGCCUCCGCUGGCCCUUCCACGAGUCUGCCCACUACGCACCCACCGCCCAGACAGGCACCAGCACUCGCAUUAUGCUUCCGGAGAAUGGCCACCCCCUGAGGGACUCCACUCUUUAGCCAACCUCAGACUUCAGCAGGGGUGUGGCAAGAGCCGUAACACAGCCCCUCGCCACAGGUCGAUGCGCCCGGCUUUACCCAGUCUGUAGGCUUAAAGGCAGACCCUCAGUCUGGGGUAGCAUGGCACUACUGCCAGCCCUCCCCAGGCACACAACUCUGUCUGCCCCCGGGCCUGGGGGCUUGGGGUCAUCUCCAAGUGCCUGGAAGAGUCAGGUGGGGUUUGGGAAUCUGCUCUUCAGUCAUCUCAGGUUAUGGGUUUUUUUUAAUGGACAUUUUUUCUGUUUUUACUGUACAUCCCUGGUAGACCUCAUGGGCUGCUUCACGGCAGUGUGGGCAUUAAAGAUGGGAGAGAGGAGGGCAUACAUGCUGCCAGUGUGACAGGGUAACAAAGAUGGACCGUGGACGUACCAUUUGCCUGAGGCGGAUUCUUCAGGGGCACAGAUUAAUGGGUGCCGUGUGCAAGCUGGGAAAGGUUUGUGGCCCCCUGCAGUCUCUGCGGGUCUUCUCUGUCCUCGUUAGAAUUGAAGGGGUCCAAGGGGAGGGUGUGAUAGAAGGAGUAAACCUUUCUUUCCACUUUGAGGUCUUCAAAGAAUUUUCUGUUGUCAACUCAGUCUGUUUGUUCCUGUGUCCCAGAAUCAUCCAUCUCAGCUUGGGCAGGGCCAGGAGCCUUGAAUAUGGCAUCUCCUCGACCCUGUUCUGCUGCUUUGGUCUCUGUGUGGCUGUUACUCUACCUCUCCUGUUGGAGUCUUGCUUCCGUUGCCUUCUGCUCUGAGUCUAGGUUGUUAACCGUCAGGUGUGUCAUCCCAUUGCCCACCCCACCACCUGUAUACACACCUGCCGCCCGGGGUCAUGGGGUCUAUGGAGCAGGAUGCGGAUUUGAGAGUUGCUGUUUCUCAAGCUCCUGCAACGUGCCUGGUACACUGGUAAGCACUUCAGGAGCGUUAUUUAAUCAUCACCCAUAUCUUGCAGCACAAGUAUUACACUUAUUUUCAUGUGAGGGUAGUGGCCCAGAGAGGUUGGGAUCUGACCCAUGGUUACACAGCUUUGAAAAGGCACAGAGAUGCAUAAAGCAACUAAAGAGGCCCCUAGAGAAAGGGCUUCAGGUUCCCACAAAGUUUGGAGUUGGUCACAAGCUCACCCUGGCUUUCCUCACCCCACCCAAGGCCUCAGAUAUCCCAGACCCAGGAUGAGCCCCCUCUUGGGUGCUCACAGAGGCCUCAUGGUAGACACAGUGUAGACCAGGAUCUGGAUUCUCUGCUUCCACCUCCCCAGGGAGGAGACAGGGUUAUGUCUCUGCUUCAGGUUCACAUGCUCCAUAACGGGCAGAAUUUGAACACAGGCCUCUCAUCAGAAGCCGAAUUCUUAAAUUAUGAAAGCUCGUGUUGCCAAAGCUCCAAAAACGUCUAGGUCCUAUAUUAAAUGGGGUUGGGUUUCCCUCUGGGUAAACUCCCCUGCCCUAAGACAGCUCUGUGAGGAGGCACAAGUGACCUGGGGUGCCGGGUACUUCUCCAGGUCCAAGGUGAGCAGCAUGCCUCCUAAGGCCUCCAGAGGUGAUGGCCCGGGCAGCAUCUUCCACCACGUGCCCAGGCCCAACACAUUCUAUACUUGCUGUUUCUAUCCAGCUGUAGGGUUGCCUUGUUGGGGAGCUUUUGAGAUUGUUCUUGCACAGGCCCACAUCAGUUAUUCUCAUCCCCUGCUGUCUCUUUGGAGUUCUCCCGUCCAGCCAGGGAUGUCCAGAUGGGGAGUGCAUUUCCUCUGCAACAGCAAUGGGAAGAAGACAUCCCUGCUCUGAAGGACGCCCAACCAGGCUGAGGACCCUUUACAAGCCUGCAUCUGGAGUCUGUCCUCAGAGCAAACAGGCUCCAGAAAGUCCCAUGGCUUUGCAGAAGUGAUUCACAUCCAGCCUCUUUUCUCUUGCACGAAGAUCCUUCUCUGAAGUCGUGAGUGCUAAUGGCCAGAAACAAAGACCUGUGAAGAUUCGCCCAGACUUGGGGUGCACCGCGGGCUGGGCCCUGGGGAAGCAUCCUGUGUUCCUUCAGUAGCCAGGCGCUGGCAUUUUCUGCACCGGCAAUGCGGUUAGAGCAAGCAGACUGCACAGAUAGUGAAGGGACAUGGGGACUUUGGAAUGCACUUAGUUGAGACCCAGCCCAAAUCAGCUGGAGACGUCCUGUGUGAGGGAUACCAGUCUCCUUGAAUGAUCUUCUGACCUUCUCCGGCUAUACCCCAAGGUCUUCCUGGAAGAAGGGACAGUUUUUUGUCUUCUUGAUUUGGACCUUUCACUGAUCACAUGCUCAUUCAUUUCUUGUAUGGGACCAGUAAGGCAAAAAUGUUAUCUCGUUCGCCAAUGAUUGUCUGAGCAUUUUGCGCUGCAUGCAUAACCUUAUUUUUUUUAAUAAUAAUACGUUUCACAGUUUACAUAUGUUAUUUCAUUUGCUUCUUUUGACUACCUUUAUGAGGGAUUUAUAAGGAUCACCAGACUAGUGUUGAGGGCUCCUUUGUCAAGGCCAUCAGGCCUCAAAGUUCUUGCCUCCUCCCAGGGUCCUCAGCCAGUGUUUGAGUCAGGGGCCCCUGUUGCAAGCUCCUCCUCCCCCUGCCCCCACAAAAAAUGUGGUGUGCUUGUGUGCCACUCCCCCAGGGAUCCUGAAGCCUCAGGUGCCCUGGAGUCUGGAAACCGCCUCUCAUCAAAGGUUCAUGGACUUAUUUUUUGUCUAGUAGUGAGAUUUCCUAAGAAGUCAGUAUGAAAACUCUAGAGCCAGAAAUGUCAGAGUGAAAAGUUUUAAAAACCCGAUUGAAAAAAAAGAAGCAGAAUGGCCCACAGGGUCAUCCUGGAGACCCAGACUCCACACCUGAUACUCUGGGAGAGGCAGCUGAAGAGGACUGGCACUUCUUCGAGUCACUGUGCACCCCACAGCGACAGGCGGGUUAUGUGGCAGGACUGGAAGACUUUGGCCGCAGUGGCCCCCUCCUCACCCUUUGCCUGCAGGUGUACACUUGUAGCCUAGACGGCUACACCAUCCACCGUGGUAGCCACUCACCAUGUGUCUUUUCAAGUUAAAAUGAAAUAUAAUUAAACAUUCAGUUCCUCAGUUGCCCUAGCUACAUUUCGAGUGCUCAGUAGCCACAUGUGGCCAGUGGCUGCCACAUUAGUACAGACAGAGAACAUUUCCAUCAUUGCAGAAAAUACUGGACAGUGGUGCUCGCGAGCAGUGGCCACGCAGCAGAUCUCUGUGGAAUCUUAUUGCAAUGCAAGUUCUGAUAUACCAAAUAGCAGGGCUUGGUGGGGCCCAGGGGUCCCCAUUUCUAACAAGCUCCCAAGGGCGGCAAUGCUGGUGAUCCCAGACCACACUCGGAAAGGUCAUGCUCUCAAGAGUGGAGAUGAUAGUGUCCUGUUUAUUUCAGUUUUCAUAAAUCAGUUUUCCAAGUAGAUGGUUAGUCUGGCAAUUGGAAGUUAUUUUUGAGCCAAGGUUGUGUUUGUAGCCAUAAUGGAUUUUAAAUUAGUCACAAGGGUCACAUAUUAGCAUUGCUUGCCUGUUUAAUAUAGAAAUAAAACUAGAAAUGAAUAAAAUUCAGAGUAGUUGUUUUUUUGGUUUUUUUUUUACUCUAAAUGAAAUUCUUGGCCUGGGGCCAUGAGCCCCUAUUGUUUCAGAGUCUGCUCACAUUUCCAAUCUUAGAAAUUUCUAUCAGGUUUCAGAAGUUCCAGGGUUGUUUCUGCAUUGCUUUAUGUGGUCUAUAAAGCUACAAUUCAAAUUUGUGUUUGUAGAACUUGAAUGUAAUAGAAAAUGACUGCUGGAGAAUGGUAAUGAGGUUUUUAGGACAAAAAGACAAUAUAUGAAAUAAAGUGAAUAAAAGUGUGACAGAGAGUAGUUACUGUUGUAUCAGUUUAGGAGCAAGCGAUAUGGUAUAUGGGGUGGUGUACCUGAAACUGAAAGAUUAUAGUUAGAAGUUGGCUUUUAGGCUCCGUAACAGGUGCUACAGUUAAGGCCUCCAUCGCUUUUCUUAGAAAAGAUUUCUCUGAACUUUUUUUUUUUUUUUUACAUUUGUGAUUUGUUAGGUGUUUUCUGAUAGAAAUUUGCAUAACCUUCUUAAAUGCUUAUUUCUUAAUAAGAAAUACUUAAAUCCAGUAUUUCUGCAAAUUGACUUUGCUUAAAUAUGAAUUAAGUUCUAGUUAGUAAAGGGAAAUGAUCUAAUUUUCACUAUCCUUAGAACUUACCCAAGUAACAAGGCACAAAAAGUCAACUGAAUGGUACUUGGCUUGCUCCCUCUGGAGCACAAAUAAGGGGCCCAGGACCUUGGGAAGUACGCCCAUUAACACAUGUCAGCCAGUGCUUCCAUCACGCCCAUUCAAAGAAUGCAAGAAAGUCAAGGGAGGAAUUUAUGGUUUGGAAUUUCCCAAAGCCAGAUAGUGUUAGCACAGAAGGACCUCACAGUCCAAACUAGGAAUAGAACUUCAGGGUUGAAAUUUUCUUUUUCGUUAUCCUUCAGGAGGUUCUUUAGAUCCUAACUGACCCGGUGCCGGCAGUCUUUGUUCUUCGCCUGCUUGCAGAUUUUAGCUUCGCCCUUAAAUCAGCCCACUUAGCUCGGCUUGGUCUCCUGCCAGAAGCAAGUCUUGCUGUCUUCCCCGUACUUUUCCUGAGGCUUGAAUUUUGUUGGUUUUAAAAUAGUUUCCUGAAGCUAUCUAAAAUCUGAGAUCACCGCAAAAUCCCUCUUGAGGUGGUUUUAUUAAUAAGCAAAGCGAUGGUGCAGAAUGUUUCAGAAAAGUUGCGCAAGUGAGCAGGAACCAUUCAUUCAUUCAUUCAAGUGACAGUUGCUGAGUGCGACCCUCAGAGCCCAGUGGUUGAUGAGGAGGAUGACAGCCAUGAUUUCCCCCCUUUACAUCUCUCAAUAGCCCUAGGAAAUGGUUUUUCAGAGUUUCUAGAUGAGGAAUUGGACUCCAGGUGAGGGUGGAGAUUUGGCCAUGUUCUCUUGACUCAGGUGCUGACAUGCCACCCUCCCUGAUACCCCAGGGCUCCCAUAGCCUCACUAGAAUAAGAGGUCACUUCCUGCUCAGAGGAGCUUGGAAGUGAUCAGGUACUUCGGAAGAUCUGACAGUCAGGCUAAGGCUUCAGAAUAUGCCUUUUAAAGUUCAUCCUCCUGGAUUUGAUUUCACUUACUCAGCAAACCUUCAUUUUUGUGCCAGACCGAGGGGUGCAACGAUGAUUCCCAAAAAGCUCAGGCCUAGAGUUCAGGCAAAGUCAGCCUGGGGGACAGGAGCACACUCCAGGGAGGUGACCAUGAUCUGCCAGGCUUUGCCCAGGCAGAGAAAGAAGGCAUGGCGUUCAAGGCUGAGGGCACACACCUCUGCAGGGAAGGCACAGAGCGUGAAUGCACGCAGUGUGGCUCCAUCGGGCGAGUGGAGGGCAUGACCUUCAAAGGGGCACUCGGCUGGGGUGACUGCUCGCCUCAGCUGCUGUCCCAGCAGGUUUUGAACUUGCUUGGCAAGGAGUGAGCAUGCAGUUUGUCCUGCUCCUUGUAUAAGUACUUCUCGAAGUGCUCUGACCUUCCUGAGUUACUGGUCCUGGAUCAGAAGGAUCAGUAGUCAUUAGCUCCUCCAUCAGCUCUUCUGAAGAAAUGUCCUGAGACAUUUAUCAACUGUCUUCAGACUGAGCCCCCCGGUGGUUUAAGGGCUCCUGCUUUUAUUUCUCAAGGAAGCAGCUUUCUCCUUCAUAACUUCCUCCUGUCCAAAUCUGUGUCUCUUUUGGCCUUUGGCCUUUUUUAUCUGACUUCCCUCUUCUCAUACAGCACUAAUUAAAACCCCCCUGCUUUUCCUCAUUCCUAGCGUGGAUGAGGGCCCACAGUGCAAUUGGCCCAGAAGAGGAGCUCUCGGGGGGCUCUGGGGGAUCCUGGCUUCUGCUCCCUUCCCUGGCUGCGGAGCCCCAGGGUUCUCACCCUGGUUCUCCUCCACUCGCCCCAGGUCGGUCUGAGACAUUGGCAUGCUCUCUAUCCUCCAACUCUCCAUUUCUGCCCUCCACCAGGCUGGUGUCUCUAGCUUCUACCUUCCCUUCAGUUCUCAACAGGCCUUUGCUCAGCUCAUGUGCCAAGGAAGGCGCUGGCCUGGCGUUUCUGAAAUGGAAAGCGCUCGCUGAAUUGCCAUCGGAUGAAGGCUGCUCUCUUCGGCGUGCUCUGUGAGAUCAAGAAAAAGACAGGAAUCUCACGGCAGGGGUGCCGCGCCCUUCCUGUGCAUCGGUCAGGGGUCCGUGCUGUCGACGUAUUGCAUCCCUGGUGGUGCUGACCCCCAUCGCUCGGGCAAGGUUAAUAGCUCUUCCAAGAUGGUUUACAAGAGAGGCCACCCGGUAAGAAGACGUCACUGAGACCCAAGUCCAUCAACAGAAACGUUGUCCCUUGGUUUCUUAGAGUGAGUUGGUCUCUUGAGGUCAGUUUUUUUGAGUUUUCUGUGCCACUUUGGAGCACGACACUUCAGAUGUGCUGGGGGCUUGUGGAAGGUGUUUAUGUGACACGAAAGUAUGUUUCUUUCUGGGCACAGUUUUAGAUCGAGCUGGACGUGUACUUGACGUGGGCAGUAGCCACAAGCAGCCAUAGGGUCUGAAUUCUGCUUCGCCUCCGGCUGCCUGGCCCUGGCCCAUGCCUGAGCCAUUCUCUGCCCUGGUCCUCGUCUGCGGGGACGAGGGUGGCACUCAGCUCACGGUCACUGAGGCCUGCGUGAGUCCCCACAUUCAAGCUGUGGGCACAAUGCCAGCUUCCAGCAGUUAUCAGGUGAUGCUAAAGGAGCAUUACCUUUAAGUUUCACCCAAAUGCUGUCAGGAUGUGAUUUUUUUUACUCUUCUACUGUUUGAGUAUUUUUUAUUGUGAUAAAACAUACAUAAAAUUUACCACUUUACCCAUUUUUAAGUCUACAGUACAUUUUAGUGGCAUUUAGUGUAUUCACAUCAUUGUGCAGCCAUCACCACCACCCAUUUCCAGAAGUUUUUCAUCAUCCCAAAUUAGGACUCUGUCUCCGUCAAACACUAAUUCCCCUUCCCCCAACCCUGGCUCAUGGUGCCCACUAUUCUACUUUUUGUCUUUAUGAAUUUGACUCCUUGAGAGACCUUAUGUAAGUGGAAUUAUACAAUAUUUGUACAUUG